Molecule: messenger RNA, 2005 nt
Organism: Delphinapterus leucas (beluga whale)
Lineage: Eukaryota; Metazoa; Chordata; Mammalia; Artiodactyla; Monodontidae
Source: RefSeq, a predicted model, not a curated record
CAAGGUGCCAGCUGUCGGGAAUCUGCUGAAGCCACCCUGUGCAUCCCAAGCUUCCCUGUUAUCCAGCCACCACCCAUGACCAUUGGGACUGCUUCUGAUGGCUGGGGCCUCCACUGCCCCAGGGAGCGUCUUCUCUAAGCAGCUCCUUUUCUCUUUUCUGGUUUUAAUACUAUUUUGCAGUGCUUGUCAGAAUAUUUCUCUUCAAGUUCCUUCUUAUCUUCAGGCUGAAGCACUUGUAGGCAAAGUGAAUCUGAAGGAGUGUUUCCAGUCGGCCAGCCUAAUUCAGUCAAGUGAUCCUGACUUCAGAAUUCUAGAAGAUGGCUCCACUUACGCAACACAUAACCUCAUUUUGUCUUCUGAAAAGAAGAGUUUUUCCAUUUUGCUUUCAGACACUCAGAGACAGGAACAGAAGGAGAUAGAAAUUGUACUGGAAGCAGGAGGAAGGAAGUAUAUUAGGCAAGACUUAAGCGCAAUAAUCUCACAAGGGCCCUUCAUCUCACCUAUUUCCUUCUGUGCUAAAAUUAUUGCUCUUGAAUGCUCACUUGUUUGUAUCUACGCCUAUGCAACUACUGUGGACGGUUAUGCACCUGAGUACACACUCCCCUUACUAUUCAAAGUUGAAGAUGAUAACGAUAAUGCCUCAUAUUUUGAAGACAAAGUGACUGUCUUUAAUGUGCCUGAGAAUUGCCAAACCGGAACUUCAGUGGGAAAAGUGACUGCCAUAGACCUCGAUGAACCUGAUACUCUACAUACUUGUCUGAAAUAUAAAAUCUUACAGCAAAUUCCAGACAAUCCAAAGCAUUUCUCCGUACAUCCAGACAUCAUCACCACAACUACACGUUUACUGGAUAGAGAAGUAAUGAAUUGCUUAAUUAAUUUCUCAGUCACUAAACUAUGUUCAUUGAACUAUGAAAUACAUCGCCAAAUGGUUUUGCAAAUUGGUGUACUUAACGAAGCACAAUUCUCUAAAGCAGCAAACUCACAAACUCCUACUAUGUGCAUUACAACUGUCACUGUUAAAGUUAAAGACCAUGAUGAGGGCCCCGAAUGCCAACCACCAGUAAAAGUUAUUAAGAGUAAAGAUGCUCCCGUGGGCACAACACUCCUUGGAUACGAAGCAGUGGAUCCGGACAGUAGCACUGCUGAGGGCUUAAGAGAUGAAGAUAACUGGUUUGAAGUUAAUGAAUACACUGGUGACUUGAAAACUGUCAAAGUUCUAGACAGAAAAUCAACAUUUGUAAAAGACAACCAAUACAAUGUUUCCGUGAUUGCAAUGGAUGUAGGUGAAUCUUGCACUGGAACAUUAGUAGUUCUUUUGGAAGAUGAUAAUGAUCACUCACCACAAAUUGGAAAAGAAGUGACAAUUUGUUGGCAUGAUAAGGAUUUUGCUGUUCUCAAACCUGUAGAUCAAGAUGGACCUGAUAAUGGGUCACCUUUUCAAUUCAUUCUCGAUAAUUGUGCCAGCAAACUUUGGACAGUAGAGACAUUAACGGAUGGUAAAACUGCCAUUCUUCGUGAACUGCAAAAUCUUGAUUAUAACUAUUAUUCUGUGCCUCUCCAAAUAAAAGAUAGACAUGGCGUUUCUGCAGAACACAUGUUAUCAGUGAGAGUAUGUGACUGUACAAUUCCAUCUGAAUGUAGAAUGACUACUAAAGUUCUGAGAGAUGCAAGGCAAUCAAAUGCAAUACUUGGAAGAUGGGCUAUUCUUGCCAUGGUGUUGGGUUCUGCAUUGUUGUCAUGGACCAUUAAAUGCUAUAACAUGGAAUUAUUAUUAAAAGGAAAUUUCAAGGCUUCCUUUGAGAUACCUGAAGUUUUACCUAGAAUUCAUACCAAAAAUUCACAUAGAAUUAUUUUCUGCCAGGUGAAGAAAGUGGAUUCAGGCCCCACCCCAGAUCUAGUGAAUCAGAAUCUGCAUUUCAACAAGCUGCCCCAGGAGAUCCCUUUGUACAUGAAAUUUGACAAGCGCUGUAUAGAUGAUCCCUUGGUUAGAACCUGCAAAAACUAA